UGUUUGAGGGCCCUGGAGUUAGUAACUUACGAGAUGAUUGUUGUUGGAGAAGGUUGCGUUCUGUUCCUGACUCGUACCUGCCCUCGAGUGGGGCGUGCGGAUGCGGACUCCGAAGACCGGUGGUGGUCAACAUGGAACAAUGACGUGAGGUCACAUAAUACUGCGACCUCAAGUCUACAAUAGUCUCUCUACAUCCCUCGGUUCCAAGAAGUAGCUACAACAAGAUGUCAACCAUUGCACAUACCAAGAAAGGCCUCUACGUUGGUACUGACAAGCAUCAAUGGUGGAAAGAGGCCGUCGUGUAUCAGAUCUAUCCCGCUUCUUUUCUCGAUAGUAACGGUGAUGGAUGGGGCGAUGUUCCCGGCAUCACGCAGAAGCUCGAUUACCUCAAGGAUCUCGGUGUUGACGUGAUUUGGGUGUCUCCGAUUUACAAGAGCCCGCAGGCCGAUAUGGGCUACGAUAUUGCGGACUACGAAGACAUUGAUCCGAGCUAUGGGACCCUAGCCGAUGUCGAUAAUCUCAUCAAGGAAGUCAAAAAGCGCGACAUGAAGCUUGUAAUGGAUCUUGUCGUUAACCACACGUCUGAAGAGCAUGCAUGGUUUCUUGAGUCGCGGUCUUCGAAGAACUCCGCAAAAAGAGACUGGUAUAUCUGGAAACCUGCAAAAUACGACGCCGACGGGAAUCGCCAACCACCGAACAACUGGGCGCAGAUUCUUGGUGAAGCAAACUCAGCAUGGACGUGGGAUGAGAAGACUCAAGAGUACUAUCUCUCGCUCUUCACGCCCGAGCAACCAGACUUGGACUGGGAAAACCCCGCUGUUCGCGAAGCCGUGCACAAUAUUCUGCGCUUCUGGCUCGAUCGUGGCGCGUCGGGUUUCCGCAUGGACGUCAUCAACCUGAUCUCGAAAGUGCAAACAUUUCCUGAUGCCGAUUUUGUCGUCAAAGACAGCAAAUACCAGCACGGGAGCAAAUACUAUGCAAAUGGCCCGCGUCUACACGAGUGGUUAAAAGAAUUGAAUCGCAACAUUCUGUCCAAGUAUGGAGCCUUCACAGUUGGUGAAAUGCCCUUCGUUCGCGACGAAGACGAAAUCAUUAAACUUGUAGGCGCACAGAGCGAAGAGCUGAACAUGAUCUUCUCCUUCGACCUCAUGCAUGUCGACAAAGUGCCUGGAGACUUCAAAUACACCCUCAAUUCGUGGGAUGCCAGCGAUUUGAAGCGGAUUGUGAACAGGCUCCAGCGACUCAUGCUUGAGCGCGACGGAUGGAAUUCACUCUACGUUGAGAACCACGAUCAACCUCGUAGUGUUAGUCGAUUUACAGACGAUAGCGAUGAGUGGCGUGAGUACGGUGCCAAACUCCUUUGCUUGAUGCAGACCACACUCGCUGGUACACUGUACGUCUAUCAGGGUGAGGAGAUUGGCAUGCGAAACGUGCCCGAAAGCUGGGGACCGGAGGAAUACAAGGACAUUGAGAGUAUCAAUUUCUUCAAAAAGUAUCGCGACCUCUAUCCCAACGACCCGGCAAAGCAAGCUCUAGCCCGUAAGAUCAUGCAACGCAAAGCGCGCGAUAGCUCCAGAACACCUAUGCAGUGGGACGAUUCCCCCCAGGCUGGUUUUAGUAACGGUAAGCCCUGGAUGCGUGUCAAUGACGACUACAAGACUAUCAACGCCGCGGCGCAGCUCGCCAACGCCAAACCUACACCUGGCACAUUGUCGGUCCACGCGUUCUGGAAACGCGCUCUUGAACUUCGCAAGAAGAACAAGGAAGUAUUUGUGUACGGCGACUUCGAGAUGCUGGAUAUGGAUGAUAAGAAAGUGGUAGCGUAUCGGCGAUGGAGCGAGAAGGAGGCUUUCCUCACGGUGUUGAAUCUCAGUGGGGAAACGGUGACAUGGGCUAAGCUGAACGACCUGAAAGUGAAGAAAUGGGUUGCAGGGAAUUAUGACGAGAGGGAGCUGGAGGGUAGGGAGUUGAGUGAGAAGGUCGGGUUGAGGCCAUGGGAGGCUGUGCUGGGGAUACUUCAGUAGACGUUGCUGGCAUAUAGACGCAAGAUGACCGGAAUGAUGAAGUUUCGAAUCGUGAAUCUAGUAUGUGCAAGCUACAAUAGAUAGCUACUUCUGCUACUAGAAUAGUAUCAGCACUACCAGCGUUAGAUACCCAGACUUAAAUACUCAGGCCAC
Cucurbitaria berberidis CBS 394.84 is the source of this 2177-nucleotide messenger RNA. RefSeq names its product glycoside hydrolase family 13 protein. Bases 225 to 2024 code for a protein of 599 amino acids. Gene Ontology annotation, molecular function: alpha-amylase activity. The transcript has 3 exons. Gene Ontology annotation, biological process: oligosaccharide catabolic process. NCBI's taxonomy places the organism in Eukaryota, Fungi, Ascomycota, Dothideomycetes, Pleosporales, Cucurbitariaceae. The record is from RefSeq and is a predicted model, not a curated record.